Messenger RNA from Falco peregrinus (peregrine falcon), 3262 nucleotides. RefSeq names its product neuferricin. NCBI's taxonomy places the organism in Eukaryota, Metazoa, Chordata, Aves, Falconiformes, Falconidae. Gene Ontology annotation, cellular component: membrane; endomembrane system. Bases 73 to 864 code for a protein of 263 amino acids. The transcript is spliced from 4 exons. The record is from RefSeq and is a predicted model, not a curated record.
CUGCCGUGCGGCGAGGAAAGUGUCGUGAAAGGGGUCGGGCACACGAGGCGCCCGCCAGGGUGGUGCGGCCCCAUGUGGCGGGGUGCGGCGGCUGCGCUGCUGUGCCUGGGGGCCGCCUGCCUUCUGGGCCGCGGGUUCGAUCCCCGCGCCUGGCUGCUGCCGCCGCCGCCCCGCGGCCGCCUGCUGAGCGUCGCCGAGCUGGCCCGGUACCGGGGCGCUGCGGGCGAACCCGGGCUCUACCUCGCCGUGCUGGGCCGCGUGUUCGACGUGGAACGCGGCCGCAGGCACUACGGCCCAGGCGGCGCCUACAGCGGCCUCGCAGGGAGAGAUGCCACCAGAGCGUUUGCCACCGGUGACUUCACACCAGCGGGGCUGGUGGACGAUGUCUCAGCGCUGUCGCCCGGCGAGAUGCUCGCCAUCCAGAGCUGGCUGUCCUUCUACAGUGACAGCUACAACCCCGUGGGGAAGCUUGUGGGCAGAUUCUAUGAUGAAGAUGGGGCACCAACAGAAGCCUUAAGGCAGGCUGAGGCUGCGAUAGAGGAGGCUCUCAAGUUCCAAGCAGAAAGUGAGCAGAGGAAGCAGCAGUUCCCACCCUGCAACUCUGAAUGGAAUUCUGCUAAGGGCAGCCGAUUCUGGUGCUCCAGACAGAGUGGGGGAGUGAAGAGAGACUGGACUGGAGUCCCUCGGAAGCUGUACCAACCUGGUUCGCGGGGGAGUCACUGCGUGUGCGUGAGGACUACUGGUCCCCCGUGGGGCUGGCCGGCCUCCAGUGAGCACAACAACCGCGGCGAUCUGGAUAACCCUCACCUGGAGGAAUACGAGGGCUGCCAUCCGCUGGCCGAGCAGUGUGUCCUGAAGGUGUGACUGACUCCAGGGGGGCAGAGUCCUGCAGCCAAACAUCGCACUUUGAGGGGGCAGCUCCGGCUCCGUUCCAUCUGUGCAAAGGCAGCAAUUAACAAUUCAUGUUGCUCGUGACUCUCUUAAUGUGCGGAGCUGGAGAUGAAAUGGAGGAAAUACUUUAGCCAAGUUAGUGGCUAAAAAGCAGUAACAGGGUAUGUACUUUAUUCCUAUGGUAUGUUUACAUCUGGCAACAAAUUUUUAAGAUGCACGGCCUGAAUUAUAUUUAAAAACUGAUUCAUUGUGCAGUCAGGAAAUUGAUGCUUGCAUGCGCAGUGGUGGGUGCAACGUAUUGCGUUUUAAGGUAGUGAGGUAAUGAGCACAAGAACUGCUGCAGCAUCACUGACCUGUUUAUGCACAGUCCUCCACUUGCUUGAACUAUGUCUGCAGCUUUGUAAUGCUGGUCAUCCUUCCCACCUGGUUUUCUCCAAGGAGUUCAAAGGUAGCAGGGAGAAGCCUGAAUUUCUCCAACAGUUAAGGUACGUAGCAUCUAGGAACUUCUGCAGCUUAGUUAUACAAAAGCGUUAUCAAAUUCUUGGAAUACAGAAGGCAAAGGUCACAGCUGUAUUUCCUCAUUUAGUGUUUGCAUUAGAUACUGUGCAAAGAUGAUACUGGAAGCCACCUAAUGAGGAUUGUUGUUUUAUAUUAACCUCACCCUCCUGGUCCUGUGAUUCACUACUUUCAAACUACUCAGAGCAAGAAUUGGUAGUUUAACAAAAGCUAUGUGGCAACACGACUAUCCCGCUGUCAUCUGCCUCUUAUUUCCGUUGUGGUAUAUGGCCUCCUCCCAUCUGGUACCACGUCCAUCAGCCUGUAACCUUGAAGUCUGUGCAUAUUUUAUCACAGCUGGCAAAUGUGCAGGGCAAGUUAUUACUGUUUCUGCGUGGGGCUGAAAAGGACAAGAGAAUACCCGCAGAGAGCCUAGGUGCUAUAAACCCAAGGCUGCAGGGAAGCAGCUGCUGGUUUUCGUUAGGUUCUGGUCUAGGUGGAGCCUCAAGAGAGACACUCAGAUUACACAGAGCCCAGCAGCGGCACAGGUCCGUGCUGAACUGUGUUCAGUUCCUUAAGGCAGCUGCCACCUAUUUAUAAACAGCUGGAAGGCAUUUAUAAACUCAGUUAGUUUUGAGCUACUAGCACCUCUAAAGUCCCACAAAUCUAAGCAAUCAGUUAAUAAGUAUUAAGAUUACAGGAGGCCUGGCAGCAUUGCUUCAAAGUAGAGAAUAAUCACUUCAUUGCAGUCACAGCAGGACAUACUACAGUGCUUUUCACCUACGAUGUUUACGAUGAGGCUGCAGCUGACACUGAUAAUAGCUGUACAGCCAUUUAAACGUGCAUAUGGUUAUUGUAAUACGUUUGGGGGGUUGUGGUGGGUAGGGUUUUUUAGUAAACCUAGUUUUGUUGUUUAGUUUUCUUUUCAACCAAAAUCUUGAAGAGAAGUGAAGACACUUUCAGGCAGAUGCAUCAGCUCUUACCAGUCACAGCGAAGUCAUAUGUUUAGAUGAGUGGCAGAACUGAAAAACCCAGCCCUGGGCUCGUGCUGUCUUUGGGACAGGAGCAGGCUGCUCCUCUCGCAUGACAAACCUAAAGGUAAAGCAGUGUAAGAUCCGCAGGCAAGAGGUGCAAAGCCAUCCUUCAUUGUCUCCGCAACUCAGGGGGCAUUCCAAGCAUCACCGCAUCAUGUGCUGUUGGAUGUGUCUUCUUGAACUAGCAUUUAAAGGUCAAACCAUCCCCUAAAUUGAUUGGCAAGUGUCUUUAAAGUAGCUUUUUAAAGCUGUUUAAAAGUUGCAGUAAAUUCCAGGUAAUUAAAUACUGUAAAAAGCAGUUUGUAAAGGCAAGUCAAUGUCACAAGUUGGAGGCCUAGCAGAGGUGCAUUAGCUAUGUAACCUCUAAGCAAGUCUCAUCUCGCUGUAAUGUGCUCUGUGCUCAAGCAUUAUGUUGAAAUGCUGAGGGGAUGCUUUUGAUCUUAAAAGCUAUAUCAUAAAAAACCCCCAAAAGCAGUACAACCCCAUGCUGCAGCAAGGCAAGAUGGGAGUGUGGUGCUGUAACUUAAACUUGGUUCAAAACCAAUUUCAGUUUAGUGUUUGGGAAACACCAAGAUGGAGGAAAAUUUUAUCUUGCACAAGGAAUAAGUCAUCUAUUAAAGCAAACAAGGAGACAACCUCGCUGGCCUGAAGUGCUCCAGGAUUAUCUUGUUUCUACGCCAAUUUAAAAGCUCAGCUAGAUCCUCCCAUAGUAAAAAGGGUGGGAAGAAAAUAGUGACAGUUACACAGGGGUCAGGUCAACACAGACGGUGCUCUAAUAAAGCUCAGUGUUCAUCUGUACUUUAGUAAAGUUUUAUUAAUAAAAGACUAACACAUCACACUCA